GUUCACGUUCCUUGACUGCAGGUGACGACAGAUACAAAUAAAAUGGCACUGACUCAGAUUAUACUAGAAGGCAUUCUAAACAAUCUGACCACACUAUUGGUGUUUCUUGUGGUAUUCAUACUACUUUGGAAAUAUCUACAGCCAAGUCCCUAUAACUUUCCACCAAUGCCCAGCUGGAAAAUACCUUUUCUGGGUCAUUUGUCCUUCUUCAAUUUGAAAACACAUGGUGAAAAGGACUUCUGGCAAGCUGCCAAAAACCUGAAAAGUUCCACAAUUGCAGUUAAACUUGGCCCAAUGACCAUUGUAAUACUGCACAAGUAUGAGGACAUGAAGGAAUGUUUCAUGAGUGACAACUUCACGGGGAGGGGAAGGGUCAUGUUGGAAGAGCUGGUGUUUAAUGGAUUGCUACGGGAUGGACCUCGGUGGAAAGAACAGCGCAGAUUUGCAUUGUCCGCACUCAGAGAUUUGGGACUUGGUAAAAAUCGCAUGGAGCAGAAAAUCCAGGAUGAAUGCCUCUAUUUAACAAAAACAAUAGAAGAAUACAAUGGGAAACCUUUUGACCCAACAACCAUAACAAACACAGCAACGUCCAAUAUCAUAUGCUCGAUGGUUUUUGGUCACAGAUUCGAAUAUUCUGAUCAGUCAUUCAAGCGACUGAUGUUCUUAAUGAAUGAAAACUUCAACGAUAAUUUGAGAAAGGCCAUGUUGAGUGAGAUGAUACCUGGAACAAAAUACAUACCAGGAGAUUUUUUCCGUAUGAAACGGCUCAAGAAGAAUCUUGAUGAGAUCAAAGAGACAUUUCUUCAGCCAGAGUUUGAGCAGCAUUUGAAGACAUAUGAUCCAAACAAUAUUGAAGAUUUUAUCCAUGCAUUCAUUCAUGAACAGAAGGCAAGGGAGGAAAGCACAGAACAACACUGGUUUAAUAAACAACAGCUGAUGUGGAACAUAGAUGACCUGUUUAAUGCUGGGACAGAAACUACAGCCUCGACACUCAGAUGGUCAAUACUGUGCAUGCUUCACAAUCCUAAUGUUUACAAAAAAGUGCGAGCAGAAAUCUUGGAUACAAUUGGGCCAGACAGGCCAGUGACUAUGGGAGAUAAGAGGCUACUCAGCUAUACAGAGGCGACAAUCAAUGAAAUACAGAGAAUGCAUCUGAUUGCGCCAAUGGGGGGACUUCAUAGUAAUGAAUACACAACUGAAUUUAAGGGCUACAAACUGCCUCCCAAUACUGGGAUCCUUGUGAACAUUUAUGCCAUCCACCAUGAUCCUGAUCACUGGGAUGAACCAUUCAAAUUCAAACCAGAGAGAUUUAUUGGACCUGAUGGAAAUUUCCAGAAGGAUGACCACAUUGUUCCUUUCUCUCUUGGUAAACAUUCCUGUAUUGGAGAGGGUCUUGCUAGGAUGGAAAUCUUUUUGUUCUUCGUGACAUUGAUGCAAAAAUUCACAAUUAAAUCACCUGAUGGGCAUCCUCUCCCUCCUAUGGAGGGAACUGGGGGAGGAACAAAUGCACCCAAACCAUAUGAAGUGUGCUUUAUAAGAGACUAAAAUGGCAUUAUUCAAUGAUGGAUUUUUUCAUCCAAAAAGGAGGAGCCAGGACAAUGCUGUACAUGUUAAUAAAGAAUGUGUAUGAAAGAUUGA
Owenia fusiformis is the source of this 1638-nucleotide messenger RNA. NCBI's taxonomy places the organism in Eukaryota, Metazoa, Annelida, Polychaeta, Sabellida, Oweniidae. The record is from the annotation of a GenBank genome assembly.